AUGACUACACGGUAACCCUAACAAUGGCUGCCGGUACUUACUACCUGCAAGCCAAGAACUUGCAGGCCGACAGUGAAGACAACUUCUCGUACAGAGAGGUGUCUGUGGGGGGUAGUGUGUGUUCGUCUGGAGAAGAGGAUCUCGGCACUGCUCUUCAGCACAUUGCUGCAGACUCUGGGAAGGGGCCUCAGCAGGACGCAGGUCCUCAGCAUCAACCAGAGGAAAGGAAGGAGGUGGUGGAGGACUUUGUACGUAACUUUCUGGUGAGUGUGGGUCUACACAAGACAGCAGACAUGUUCCAGGCAGAGUGGUAUGAGUUACAGGUGACUGGAAGACUACCCACCCACCUCUCUCAGACCUUACCUGAUGUUCAUGCACAGAACAGACAGUUGGAAGAAAGGCUGGGAGACCUGGAGAGAGAGCUCCUCAGGCAAAGAGAGGCAGCCAGGAUGUCUCAGGAGCAGUAUGUCAGACUGAAGAAGGAGAGGGACUACCAUCGCAUGCAGCACCGCAGGAUCCUGCAGGAGAAGUCCCUGUUGGCCACAGAGGCUGACAGACUCCGCAAACACUUCUCAUCCUACGAGCCUCUUCUGCAGACACUGAGGAAGAAAUACCAGUCGGUCACAAGAGAGAAGAUGCUGGCCUCUCUGGAGAGAGACAGAGCCCUCUCUGAGGUGAGCUGGGAGGGAGAGAAGUUUAAAAUUUUUUUGCUUUUUUUGUUGGACCCACUAUUCUGCAGGUAGAGUGUCUGCAGUCCACUCUACACUCAGUCCAGCAGAAACCGUCCUACUUGAGUCCCGAGCCUUCGGCACCAGUUGCAGCCAUGCCAGUCAAGCCUGCUCCGACCGUGAUCCCAGGAGAGCCAGCCAACCCCUACCUGCAGGAGAGCACUCUGCCUUCCUCCACUCACCUCACUAGGACUGGGGGACUCCAACCUGUACACACUUUCUCCGCUCACCAGUUUGCCACCAGCAGUGUUGAUGUACACCCCAGUAAGGAGGUUAUGGUCACAGCCAGCGAUGACCACACUUGGAAGAUGUGGACUCUCCAGAGCUGUGAGCUGUUGAUGACUGGUGAAGGUCAUUCCGACUGGCUCUCCCAUGCAGCCUUCCAUCCAUCAGGUGAUCUGCUAGCUACUACCUCUGGAGAUGGGUCUGUCAAACUAUGGGACUUCACCAGAGCUUGCUGUAGUCUGACACUCUCAGAGCACAGACAACCAGUGUGGCAGUGCAGUUGGCAUUGGAGUGGGCAGUUCCUGGCCUCCGGGGGCAUGGACCACUGCUCCAAGCUGUGGGACAUUGCCAGAGGCCUGUGUGUGUCAACACUCCGAGGACACUCCGACUCAGUCAAUGCAGUUCACUUCCUCCCCUUCUCAAACUCCCUGCUCUCGGCGUCUGCCGACAAGACCCUCUCUCUCUGGGACAUCAGAACAGGACUGUGUGUACAGACAUACACUGGCCACCAAAACUCCUGCAACGAUGUCAUUUCAGAUAUGAAGGGUCAGAGGGUGUUCUCCUGUGACUCCCUGGGAGGACUCCUCAGCUGGGACAUCAGGACUCCCCAGGAGCCAGUUCAAACCUGGGACCUUUCUCCUGCAGCUCUGCACAGCGUGGCUGUGGACCCAGCAGGGCUCCUGCUGGCCUGUGCCAGAGGAGAUGGAGUCAUCUCCCUACUGGACACCUCUCCCAGUGUUCAGGAGUGGAGUGUUAGUGGCCAUGAGGAGGAGUGUGUGUGGGGUGUGGUCUUCAGUCCCUCAGCCGACUGCCUGGUCUCCUCUUCAGCCAACGGCUCCGUCGUCAUCUGGAGAUGAUUGCAGACCUACACCACUAUCACUGUACAUUGUACUGGCCAUGUGUUAUGGGUGUUUCGCAGUCACAUGCAGAUUACGUUGUCUGCAGAUACAUACGUAACGUAUGCCAAGUGCUUAUGUGACUUUUG
Messenger RNA from Geodia barretti, 1938 nucleotides. The record is from the annotation of a GenBank genome assembly. Lineage: Eukaryota; Metazoa; Porifera; Demospongiae; Tetractinellida; Geodiidae.